This is a messenger RNA of Lepisosteus oculatus (spotted gar), 5415 nucleotides long. It is a transcript of the gene tead1b, whose product is annotated as TEA domain family member 1b. NCBI's taxonomy places the organism in Eukaryota, Metazoa, Chordata, Actinopteri, Semionotiformes, Lepisosteidae. Gene Ontology annotation, molecular function: DNA-binding transcription factor activity, RNA polymerase II-specific; RNA polymerase II cis-regulatory region sequence-specific DNA binding. The record is from RefSeq and is a predicted model, not a curated record. Gene Ontology annotation, cellular component: transcription regulator complex. Gene Ontology annotation, biological process: embryonic organ development; hippo signaling; regulation of transcription by RNA polymerase II.
GCGGCGUCUCUCGUGAGGUCAUCCUUUCGGCGCUGGUCCCUCCUACCCCGGCUGGCGACGGGGUUCGGGAUGACGCCACCCUCGCUCCGCCCUGGUGCGAGCUCGGUCUUCGCGUUCAUUUCAUUCCUCUUCUCAUUCCGAGCAUUCUUCGCAUCCCUGUCGGUGCGCCGCCGAUUCACGUACACAAAACCCGGCCGGCCCAGAAACACGAGAAUAACUUUACACAGUUUACAAAGAUUUAAACAGCACAUACAAGAGAGAGAGAGAGAAAAAAAAAAAGAGAGGCCGAAAUUAAAAUCAAAUAACACUAGCAGAGAGUGGUGUUUUGAGAGUCGCUUCAGCUGGGAGUUGCGGAUUGAAGUGGAACAUUUUCAGAAGUCCGCAAAAACAUUGUAUUCCAAGGAGGCUCGUUGCAGCUUUAGGAUAACCCCCGCGUUUUUCCUUCUUUGUCGUUUAAUCAACUGUUUCUCUGUAGUCGGCUCCAGGCGCAGGCUUGGAGAAGCCAGCCAUCACCAUUGAUCCCAGCAGCUGGAGCGGCAGCGAGAGCCCUGCCGAAGACAUGGAGAGGAUGAGCGACUCUGCCGACAAGCCCAUCGACAACGACGCCGAGGGCGUCUGGAGCCCCGACAUUGAGCAGAGCUUCCAGGAAGCGCUAGCUAUUUACCCUCCGUGCGGUAGGAGGAAAAUCAUCUUGUCCGAUGAAGGAAAGAUGUACGGUCGAAACGAAUUGAUAGCCAGAUACAUCAAACUCAGAACAGGAAAGACGAGGACAAGGAAGCAGGUGUCUAGUCACAUACAGGUCUUAGCAAGAAAGAAAGUUCGAGAAAUCCAAGCCGCCAUCAAGGUAACAAGCAUGGAUCAAACCGUGAAGGACAAAGCACUCCAAAGUAUGGCUUCCAUGUCAUCGGCACAGAUUGUAUCGGCCACUGCCAUCCACAAUAAACUAGGCCUGCCAGGCAUCCCGCGCCCAGCCUUUCCAGGAGCACCAGGGUUUUGGCAGGGCAUGAUAUCGACAGGACAGCCCGGAUCAUCACAAGACAUAAAGCCAUUUGCCCAGCAAGCCUAUCCCAUCCAGCCAGCAGUAACAACGCCUAUUUCAGGGUACGAGCCCGCCGCCGCCCCAGCGCCGACUGUCCCAGCCUGGCAGGGCCGCUCCAUCGGGACGUCCAAGCUGCGGCUGGUGGAGUUCUCCGCUUUCCUGGAGCAGCAGAGAGACCCCGAUUCGUACAACAAGCACCUCUUUGUGCACAUUGGACAAACCAAUCAUUCCUACAACGAUGCCUUGCUUGAAUCAGUAGACAUUCGUCAGAUUUAUGACAAAUUCCCAGAAAAGAAAGGAGGUCUGAAGGAGCUUUUUGGCAAAGGACCGCAGAAUUCCUUUUUCCUCGUGAAAUUUUGGGCUGACUUGAACUGCAAUAUUCAAGAUGAUGCCGGAGCAUUCUAUGGGGUGACAAGCCAAUACGAAAGCUCUGAAAACAUGACAAUCACCUGCUCCACCAAGGUGUGCUCCUUCGGCAAACAAGUGGUGGAAAAAGUCGAGACUGAAUAUGCAAGGUUUGAGAAUGGACGUUUUGUAUACAGAAUAAGCCGCUCACCCAUGUGUGAAUAUAUGAUCAACUUUAUUCACAAGCUCAAACAUUUGCCAGAAAAAUACAUGAUGAACAGUGUACUGGAGAACUUCACAAUCUUAUUGGUGGUAACAAACAGGGACACACAGGAAACCCUACUCUGCAUGGCUUGUGUUUUCGAAGUGUCGAACAGUGAACAUGGAGCCCAGCAUCAUAUCUACAGGCUUGUGAAGGAAUGAGAGUAGAGGAAUUUACUGAAAACCUUAAAUAUAGACUGACAACCUCAAUACAAGUGGCAGUGCCUCUAAUCAAAAUCAAACCCAGAUUUAUUUUCAGUCAGAUUUGGGUGAAGUCUAUUUUUUUUGUCUUUAUUUUUAAUGUAUAUGUGUAUGACUACAGCUGUGAAUUACGGUACAGUUGUAAAAUGUUUUGAUACUGAAAUAGUUCAUUUUAACAGAUGAUUAAUCGAUACCUGUUCUGAGGAAGAUGUGUGUGUGUGUGUAUAUAUAUAUAAUGUGGCAGUACGGAAAGUAUAACAGAAUUAUCUGUUGGUCAGGUUGCAUUUGGUCAAUAGAUUUAUUUCUCUUUUUCAUUUUUUCCUGUGUUGUCAAUUAAGAACAGUUAUCAAAGACACUAGUUGUUAUAUCAAGGGUUGUGUAAACUGUAUAAUAUAUAUAGAGAGUUUUUUUCCAAAGAAAGUAUUUCAAAGAUAUAAUUUUGGAUAAAUAAAUUAACAAUAAAUACUAUUUUCGAGACAAAAAUCAUGACCAACAUGACUACAGAUACACUACGUUAUCAAAACAUUUGCAGCGUUCAUAAAUUACUGAAACUCUAUAUUCUGAUAUUCUGUUAGAUACUACGCUUAAUUUAAUCUUAAAUCAGGUGACUUUUUAAAAAGUGACUAACUGAAAAACUAAACGCACUGUGAUAAUGGAAGCUUAUAUUUGCUUCUUUCUGGCCUAAGCCAUGAGAGAUCACAACUGCAAUAAGAACAAUGUCAAUUAAUGCAUUUUGAUUCCUUUCCCAAAGCUGCAAAUGGAUUUUGCCCAGUAAAAGUAUUUUCUCAAAAAAACAAAAUGAAAGCACUACACUCAAUUGUUGCCUUGUCCGAAGCACUUGGUUCCUCAUUAGGACAUCUCUUACUGAGGUUGCCUACUUUCUUUGCAUAUUUUUAGAUUAGCAAUGGGAAUUAUUUUUGUGUAAAGAAAAGGCUGGGAUCAUUUUUAAAAGAAUAUCAGUUUUGCUGGGAAACCAGAUAAAGUUCACAAGUUUCCAUGGCAUUUUUUUGUUAUGGUGCGUAAUUCCUGAACAGGCUAUCGGCAUGAUUGGGGGUAACUGAAAUAUUACGGUUAGAUAUUUUUUCCUAUCCAAUACCAGCUGGUUGCUGCCUUUACAUUCAUCAAAUUCUAUGAAUCUGUGGCCUACAAUAUUCAUUUUAUAUUACUCACAAGCCUUAAAUGUGGUGGUGUGGAUUCCAAAAGAUGCCACUAAAACUGUGAGCUCUUUCCUAAGCUGGAAGACUUUCUUGUUAUUGUCGAACUUUGUAGGAAUUUUAUCACACACAGAACUGCCAAAGUAUAACAGUAUACAGUGCCUUAGUGUAUGUUGUAAUACUGACCUUUGUUUACUUGUACUAAAAAUGUCUAUUUGGGUCUUGAAUAUUAAGAAGUAGCAAAUCGAUUGCAAGAAAGGAGUAUCUGACAGUAGCUGCCAUAGUCUCUUACACACGCACAGACACCAACCUGUACCAUGUCAGAAACGAACUGUGAUUCAUAGAAUGUGCAAAAAAAACUUAAAGAAUUUACUCACUUUCAUGUGAUUAUUUUUCACAGGGUAGAACAAUAUAUACUAAACAAACUUUGCCUUUUUUUAAUCUAAAUGACCAAAAAUAGAGAUCUUCUCUAGCAAUUUCCUGCACUGUAGCAUGAAAGUGCCUUUGGUUUGGUAUUUCCAGCUUAGAAAAGACAGAUUCAAUAUUAAGUAUUAACUAAUUGUAGCAAGACCAAAAAAGAGAGAGAAAACAGAUCACCACAAUGCCUUUUUUUUAGUUUUGUAAUGAAAUAACAAGGCACAUCGUGUCUUUCACGGGAGAAACUGAAAUUUAGUAUUCAUUAUUAUGAAUAUAAAUUAAUUUUCUGUACUGAGGAAGGGUGUAAAAAUUAAUCUUUAAUACAUUGGAGCAGUAAGAAAAAAGCACCAGUAUCUGAUGUUAACAUCUAUGAAAUGAGUUGCAAACCAUGGUAAGCAAAGGGGUUCCACCAAAGUGAUUUUUAACUCUCUUGCUGUUGGAAUCAGUCAUUUGAUGGGCUAGUUAAAAUUUGAUUGUUUUCUUCAUGUCACUUAGUGCUGUGUGUUAUUACAAGAGAGUACUUCUGUGGAUUCUGGGUUUAAAGGAGUCACAUUCACGUGACACUGCAAACACUCCAGUAAUUCUAGAACUGGGUAAAUCUGAUUGGCCAAAAUGAACAGAUUUCUGGUUUGGGACAAUUUUUAUAUAUAUUUUUUUUCCUUUACGUGAAGACUGUUACCUUAUUUUUAAUCCUACUAUUUUGCAAACCUAUAGUGCCACAGGAGUUUUCGGAUUGAAAUAACACAUCUUGCCUUGUUGGUUUGACUGAAGUCAUUGUUUGAUUUCUUGACAGCUCCAGGUGCAGAAUAACAUGAGGCUUAAAGCUCUGUUUGGAAAGGCCAGUUAAAAACCCAAGGGAUGAGACUAUAGCAUAUAGUCCACAUGCUAGCUUUUCCAUUUGACUUUCAUCUCCCUCAUCUAAAAACUGUCAAAACUAAGGAAAUUGGUUCAUCAGCCGUUCCCAAAAUUCACUUUGGAAGGAGUGCUCCCACUUCCCACCCCCCAAACCCUUUGGUGCCAGAAUACAGCAGCUUAGUUUUUUUUUACUGUCCAACUCCAUAAAUCUAUAUUAUGAAAAAGCCAAUCCCUUUUUUUCUUAAAGUAUUGUUAAAAUGUUUCAUGUAAUGGCAACAGCUCUAUAGAAACACUUUAAAAAGAUAUCAAAUCAAACACUAUUUUUGCCCAUCUUGCUAUGUGCCUGAAGUUUUGUAUAAUUUCAAAUCAAAUAGCCUUUAUUUGUUUUACCUUCAGGUUUUGUUUCGUGUUUGACAGCUGUUUUGCCCUGUGUACGUGUUCACAUUUAUAAAUAACUUAAAAUUAACUCCGUUCAUGUUUUAUUGUGCUGUAUGUAUAAAAUGGUUUUGUGAUGACUUCAGCUUAUUCAGAAUUCGGUCAGUGGUGAAUCUGUUACUGCCCCGCUGCUGGUACAUUUGCUAUGUAAAUUCCAUUUUGAAAGAUCUUAUAAUACCUCUCCUGAAAUUUGGAUUUAUAAGAUUCUUCUCUUUAAAGAUUGAAUGUUUGAAGAAUAUUAUUUUAAUAUAGUGGACAAUAUAUAAAGAUGUCAAAAGGAAUUUCAACAAACAUAUCAGCAGUACAGUUCUUGUUUUUAUUUCUGUUUGUGUUUUGUCUGUGUAGGUACUGGUACCUUUUGUUUAUAACCAUUUUAAAUGUUGGCUUUAACGUGAACUUUUUCUUUAGUUCAGGUAGUAUGAGAACUAUAGGGUUUGUGUGCAGAGAAUUUUUUUAAAAGGUGCUUUGUAUAAAAACAUGUAUCCUGGCUUUUCUCGGUACAAAUGUGUGAUAUCUUUAAUAUCCAUGACAGUAAAGUGCAGGAAAAGAUAGAAACACCUGCCACACUUGUGUGUUCUUUACUGCUGAUGGUCUUGUCUUUGCUCAGUAACAUUUUGAUGCCUUCUUGAUAAAGUGGUAGAUAUUUUGUAGCUUUCUAGGAACUUUGUAUGCAUACAAUAUCAAUUGACAAUAAAUAAUAAAAUCAUG